Maudiozyma saulgeensis is the source of this 2475-nucleotide messenger RNA. The record is from the annotation of a GenBank genome assembly. Lineage: Eukaryota; Fungi; Ascomycota; Saccharomycetes; Saccharomycetales; Saccharomycetaceae.
AUGAGCACGAGCAAUAUAGGUACAAGUAGUGCUGCCGAUGACAUUGAUUUUAAUAAAUUAUCCCUUGAUGAAAAAUUGAAUAAUAGAAAUUGGAAAGGUAGAUUGUUAGGGUAUCAAGAAUUGAUCAAAGUGUUUAAUAAUGCAGUGGAUGUCAAUGAUUCACAAAUUCGUAAAUAUUGGAACGAUCCAUCACAUUUUGAAUCAUAUUUAUUGGAUAGUAAUGUAGUAAGUCAUGAACAAGCUGUUAUUGCCCUGGAGGCAUUGAUUACAUUCAUGAAACCAUUAACGAGUGAUUUAGGAAAUAAAUCUCAUAAAUUGUUGAAUGCAUGGAUUCCAUCAUUGAUUGAAAAAGGAUUAGGAUCAUCUAGACAACAUACAAGAGAAAUAUCAACAAGUUGUAUACUUUCACUAUGUUCCUUAGAUAAUUCUAUUGAGACAACUAUCGAUAUCUCUAUACCAUUUUUAGAGAAAAAAUUACCCAGAUUGUUGUCUGCUACACUUAAUAUUAUUUCAAAAUUACUAUCAAUAUAUGGUAUCAUUAAUAUUAAGAAUUUGUUGACAUUUUUUAAUCAUGUAUUAGAACAUAUUCCAAAAUUAGCAAGUCAUGCAGAUAAAAGUGUAAGAGCAGAAUCACUUAACGUGAUAUUACAAAUAUAUAUAAUAAUUCAUGAUGAUACCGAUUAUAAUAAAUUCUUACAAGAUUUUAUUACUGAUAAUCUGAAAAAUAUUCAACAACGUGAAUUAACCAAAAUGUUUGAAAAUAUUCAAACAGAUAACAUAAUUCAAUUUACUCCAUUUGAAACCACCAGAAGGGCAAAUGAACUGGCUAAUAUUGAUGGUGAUGGUGAUACAAUAAUGCUUGAUGGCGAUAAUAAGAGUUCAAUCGAUAAUAAUAACGGAAUAGAUUUAUCUACAUCUUUUAAUGGUCAAGAACAAAAUAGAAUUGACCCAUUCACACUAUUACCUGUCGAAACAAUCUUAGAUAAAUUACCUGAACAAUUUUAUGAACGUGCUCAAUCAUCUAAGUGGAAGGAUAGAGUAGAAGCUUUAGAAGAAUUUUAUAACGAUACUUUAACUAAAAUCAAGAAAAUUGACCCCAAGGCAAAUUAUACUUCAUUAUUGGACGUUUAUGCAACAAUUCUUUCCAAGGAUGUAAAUUUACAAGCUGUAACAUUAUCCACUGAAUCCAUAGAUCAAAUAUUUAAUAAAUUAGGGAAAAAAGAUCUAAAUAAAAAUUACUGUAUUUUGGUUUUUAGUCCACUAUUAUCAAGAACUAAAGAAAAGAAGGCUACUGCCAUCGAACCAAUUCGUAAUUGUUUGAAAAUGAUUUGCAACAAUUAUAAUCCUUUACUUUCAGAAAAUGAAGAAUUUUUAAUCGAGAUUUUAUUUGCUAUGAAACAUAAGAUCCCUCAAAUUAGAUUAGAAUGUACGAUACUUUUCACUGAUUUACUUCAAAAUAUGAAACAAUUAGAUAAAAAGAGUAUCUUAAAGAGAUUAAAUCAAGAAAAUGAUCCUGAUUCAAUCUUACCAAUUGUAAUCAAAAUUGUAAAUGAUACACAACCAACACUUAGAAAUGCAGGGUUUGAAUGUCUAGCAACUUUAAUUAAAUUAUUUGGUGAAAGAUAUUUUAAUGAUAGUCUUGAACAUUUAGAUAAUAUGAAGAGAAAUAAGAUUAAUGAUUUAGUUACAUCUUUACCAACUUUUAAUAAAUCUACCAAUGAUCAACAACAAGUUAUCCCAUCUAAAAGAGGACCACCCCAAAGAGUUACAUCUUUACAGAACAUAUCUCCAAAAAGAUCGAAUAAUUUAAUACGGAAUGAUGAACAUUCUUUAAAGAAUAUUAAAUUGACUAAGACCAAUAAUAUAUCACCAAAGAAUGAACCGAAAGCAAUUUUAGAGAGACAACAAAAUAAUAUUAAUGAAAUGAAUAACGUUCAAUCAACGCCUAAUACUGCAGUGAAUACACUAAAAAAGGAAAACACAGUAUUAAAUAAAGAAAGGACAGAUUUAAUAACGCAAUUGAGUCAGUUAAAAAAGGAUAAUGAAAUGUUAUUGAGCGAAAAUAAGAAUCUAAAGGAUGAAAAAAUAUUUUUAAAGAAAACUAUUGUUGAUAAAGAAUCAAACUUGGAAGAAAAACUAAAUGAAGUGAAAAAGUUGAAUGAAAAAAUCAAUACCUUGGAACAACAGAUUAUAAGCUUAAAAGAAAGUCAGAGCCUACCUCCUGUUAGUAACGGUGGAACUUUAAGUCAAAAAGGAUCCAGUGACGACCUAAGAAGAGGUGUUGGAUCUCUAAGACUAAAUUCUAGUAUAGAGUCUACAGCAACGUCGAAUCUAAAUUUAAAUUUCGGAAUUGAUAAAGACCAUAAUAAUUUAAAAAUUAUUAAUAGUGAUAAUGAAGAAAGUUGGAAACGUGCUGCUGAAGUUACAAAAAUGUUGAAAGAAAGAAUUGAAAAGAUGAGAGCUAGAACAAAGUAA